AUGUCGAAAGAAACAGCGUCUAUGAGAGAAAUACAACACAACCGACAACUCAUUGUGCAAGCUCUAAAUAAGAACACAACAAACUUUUCAAACUAUUCUAAGAUAUCUGAGUCAUUGAAAGAAGGAAACUUAAAACUGACAUUAAACCCAAUGACAGAUGAGUUUCUGUUUCAAGACAAUAGGAACCAUACUGUCUGUAUAAAUCCAACAAAAGGAACUUUAAACGAGAAACCUAUAAAAGAACUUCUUUUGAAAGCAGAUGUUGACAACAAAGCUGACAAAGAGUAUGUCAUUGAAAAAGUUCAAGAAGAACAUGACAGAGCAGAUGCAACAUAUGCAACAAAAGCAGAUGUUGAAAAGAAAGCGGAUAAAACAUAUGUUAACGAUGAGUUAGCACGUGUGGCUAGUGCAUUAGAUAAGAAGGCAGAUAAGGAAUAUGUGGAUGAAAAAGAUGAAGAAAUUAAAGAAAGGGUUGAAUGGUACCAUGAACGGACAUCAAAGAUUUUAAAAUCUAAAGCCGAUACAGGAUGGGUUUCAGGGUGUUUAGACCUUAAAGCCGACAAAGAAACUGUAGAUAUGUUGGCACAAACGGUUUCAAGUCAUACCAGAGGUUUAAUGGAAGAUGGACAACAGUUGAAAGAGCUUGAGAAAGGUGUUACAGAGUUAAGGAAUAAAAAAGCAGACUCGACAUGGAUAGCUGGAUAUGUAGAUGCAACAAAAGAGUAUAUUUUCGCAUGGACAGAAGGAACAUACCCACAAAAACAUCAUACACAUAGCAUCUCUGACGUAAAUGAACUUCAAGAAAAGUUAGAUAAGAAAGCUGACAAAACAGAGCUUCAAACAUUAAAGACUGAAAUACUUCAAACAGUAUAUCCUAUAGGUUCUAUUUAUACGUCAAUGAACUCUACCAAACCAGAAGUAGUACUUGGUCUCGGAACUUGGACUCAAAUAGUCGACAGGUUUUUGUAUUGUGCAAACUCUUCAAAGGAAACAGGUGGAAGUAAAACGAUUUCAGGUGAAAACCUACCUGCACACAGUCACUACAUAAAUUUAACUACAGCUGAAGCAGGUUGGCAUAAGCAUAGAUAUUGGGAUUGGACAGGAAUGACAAAAGGUAAAGGAUAUGAUGUUAAAGACGACGUUAAGUUUGCUAUAAAUUGUUACUGGAGUAACACUGAGGGAGGAGGAAGCCAUACACAUCGCAUUACAGGAUAUGCAGAAACAACGGGACAAAGUAAAGACUACAUGCCACCUUACAUGACAGUUUACGCAUGGUAUAGAAUUGCUUAG
Messenger RNA from Trichomonas vaginalis G3, 1290 nucleotides. Its product is annotated as phage tail repeat-like family. Bases 1 to 1290 code for a protein of 429 amino acids. Lineage: Eukaryota; Parabasalia; Trichomonadida; Trichomonadidae. The record is from RefSeq and is a predicted model, not a curated record. The transcript has a single exon.